GGAGUUUCCUGGUCCCCUGGUCAUGCUCAUUGUAGAGGGGAUGCUGCUCUUGUACCUGGAGCUGGCUGUGGGGCAGCGCAUGCGGCAAGGCAGCAUCGGUGCCUGGAGGUGCCCCUACCUCAGUGGUGUCGGUGUUGCUAGUGUGGUGGUCUCCUCCUUCCUCUCAAUGUACUACAACGUCAUCAAUGCCUGGGGCUUCUGGUAUCUCUUCCAUUCCUUCCAGGAUCCCCUGCUGUGGUCUGUCUGCCCACUGAAUGGUAACCGCACAGGCUACGAUGAGGAGUAUGAAAAGGCUUCGUCAAUGCAGUACUUCUGGUGCAGGAAAACACUCAACAUCUCACCAUCCAUCCAGGAGAAUGGAGGAGUGCAGUGGGAGCCAGCACUGUGCCUCAUCCUGGCCUGGCUGAUGGUGUAUCUGUGCAUCCUGAGGGGCACUGAGUCAACCAGCAAGGUUAAGCUAAAGCUAGAUCACAUGUCCAGCCAUCCUUCCCACAAGAAAAAGAAGGAAGCCACUUUAUUUGAAAGUGACCUUCAGGCCAUGACUUGCCGCUCCCUCAACUGGUACUGGAAGGCCAUGUGGGCGUUUGUGAGUCCAAUACUCAUCAUCAGCCUCUAUGUCUUCUACCUGAGUGACUAUAUCCUCUCAGGGACACUGCAGUACCAAGCCUGGGAUGGCACUCAGGGGCAGCUGGUGACCAAGGAUUACCCCCCACAUGCACCAGCUGUCAUCGGUUUGCUGGUGGCUUCAUCUACCAUGUGCAUCACCCUGCUGGCCCUGGGGAUUUUCAUCUGGAAUUGCCUCAAGAGGGGAGGUUCAUCCCCAGUGGUCUAAGAAUGGACC
Messenger RNA from Phodopus roborovskii (desert hamster), 841 nucleotides. Its product is annotated as sodium- and chloride-dependent transporter XTRP3-like. Gene Ontology annotation, biological process: sodium ion transmembrane transport. The record is from RefSeq and is a predicted model, not a curated record. Lineage: Eukaryota; Metazoa; Chordata; Mammalia; Rodentia; Cricetidae. Gene Ontology annotation, molecular function: L-proline transmembrane transporter activity. Gene Ontology annotation, cellular component: membrane. The annotation marks the transcript as partial. The transcript has 6 exons.